GCUAUUAACUAAAUAACUGUUAGCUACUAAAUCGGUCUGUGCUAGCAGCGCGCGAACAAAGCAACGCCUUUGAUUGGAGCGUAUUCCCACAUCAGUCACGUGAUAUUUUUAAACCAAGAUGACGGAUUAUAUCAUUGAAAUUACUAACAUGGCAGCUUUUGAGUUCAAGAACAUGGCCUGUGUCUGAAAAUAUUUGUGUGAGUGACUUGUGGUGGAGGCCUGACAUAUCCUCAGCAUUAUUAUAGGACGGAGCUUGUGUAGUUUAUAUCCAUUAGUAGUGAUUACCUUAAUCACUACAUAUCUCAAAGCAGCUGAUAGCUGCUGAAGGGACUGCCAUCACGUUCACUUUUCUUUUUACAACAUGGAUUACCACAUUUCACAGAUUGAAUAGUAGCAUGUUGCUGAUAGUAUGUUAUCCUACAAACAAUAUAACCUUUUAACCUUUUUUGCAACGUGCGUUCGUUCAUUCAGUUCGCUUUCCCCGGUAUGAAUAUUUUACUCUUUUAUUCUGAAAAUAAUAAUCAAACCGGAAACGGUCUACUUGUUCCUGCCGGGGCCAACAUGGCGGCCGACGCAGACCAGAGGGAUUAUUUCGUAAGAGAAAUUGAGAAAAACGACGGGUUGACUCUAAAGGUGAAGCAGUGCUACUUGGGAGACGUCGGCUGCGUCGUUUGGGACGCGGCCAUCGUUCUGGCAAAAUAUUUGGAGACAAAACAAUUUUACGACCCGUCCUCCGGAGUGAACGCCUGGGCUGGGAGGACGGUCGUGGAGUUAGGAGCCGGGACGGGAGCGGUUGGUUUGAUGGCAGCAACACUGGGAGCUGUAGUUACUGUGACGGACCUGGAGGACCUGCAGACCCUGCUGAGUCUAAACAUCCGGGAAAACCAGGCACUCAUCAGUAGUGGAUCAGUAACUGCAAAGGUACUUAAAUGGGGUGAAGAUGUGUCUCACUUUGGGUCUCCCCCACAUUAUGUCCUGAUGGCAGAUUGCAUCUAUUAUGAGCAGUCUAUUGUUCCACUAGUGGAGAGCUUGAUGCUGCUCUCUGGACCAGAGACCUGCAUCAUUUGCUGCUACGAGCAGCGCACAGAGGGGGUCAACCCCAACGUGGAAAGGCAGUUUUUUGAGUUGCUGCGCCAAAAUUUCAACUGUGAGGAGAUCCCUUCAGAAAAGCAAGACCCCGAGUUUAGUAGUCCAGACAUUCACAUCCUGCACAUCCGGAGGAAAGUCUGAUGUGCCCAUAACAAUGUAUCUUCGUUCCUGCCCCCUUGCACCGUUUUGUUUAUGUGAAAAGGCGUUAAAUAUUAUUGUGCUGGUACAGUGAUCAGAUUAAAAGAAGACCACUGUAAAAUGUUUUUUUCAUACACUAUUAAAUACAAGUUUUUACAACAUAA
Molecule: messenger RNA, 1391 nt
Organism: Pungitius pungitius (ninespine stickleback)
Lineage: Eukaryota; Metazoa; Chordata; Actinopteri; Perciformes; Gasterosteidae
Gene: vcpkmt
Product: valosin containing protein lysine (K) methyltransferase
Exons: 5
Coding region: 487-1230 (247 amino acids)
Biological process (GO): peptidyl-lysine trimethylation
Cellular component (GO): cytosol; cytoplasm
Molecular function (GO): protein-lysine N-methyltransferase activity
Source: RefSeq, a predicted model, not a curated record